This is a messenger RNA of Rhodotorula graminis WP1, 575 nucleotides long. RefSeq lists its product as uncharacterized. The annotation marks the transcript as partial. The record is from RefSeq and is a predicted model, not a curated record. Lineage: Eukaryota; Fungi; Basidiomycota; Microbotryomycetes; Sporidiobolales; Sporidiobolaceae. The transcript has 2 exons.
GCAGGCCCGCAAGUCGCUCCCGGGCUCGACCGGCGCCUACCCUCAGCAGCCCACCAAGUCGCCCGCCGCCAACCGCCCUCAGCACCCUCUCGCGCACACGACGUCGACCCCUACCUCGGCGUCGACGACGAGCACGUCGACGCAGCCGUCGAGCAUGAUGCCCAUGUCGGACCGGCCCGACUCGGACUCGGAGGACUCGGACGCCGAGGUGCACGUCGCCGUCGUCCACAAGCCGCAGGCGCAGAAGACGCCGCGGGUCCCGCCGGGCAGCGCGCCGCCUGGUGCGGCGGCGCAUGGAGCAGGAGCGGCGGUGGGCGGCGGCGGAGGACCAGGAGUGGCGGGACCGGGAGGAGGCGCGCCGCAGAAGGCGCCGAGGAAGGCGAUGCCGCCGGGGAGGAAAACUGUCGCAGCUGUCGACUCGGGCACCGACUCGGACGACGUCGCCUCGGCAGGCUCCGACUCGGACUAGCUGCCUCGCCCGCCUCUCUCUUAUACUCUCUGUCGGACUUAGCUAUAGGAGCUGUGCUCUCCCUCGUUCCGCAUUUUGCAUUUCAUCCUGCGUGUCGUUCCUCGUU